UAAAAAUUUAUUUGCAGAUUUAAAGAUGGAUGUUCAAGUUAGAGAAAUCAAAGUUCUUGACUCUGUUGAAGACAUUCAAGAUAGAAGAGAAGCUGUUCUCGACCGAUACUCACAGUUUAAAGCUGCGGCACGUUCAAAGAGAGACAAGCUCGAAGAUUCUCGUCGCUUUCAGUACUUUAAAAGAGAUGCAGAUGAAUUAGAAUCGUGGAUAUAUGAAAAACUUCAGGCGGCUUCGGACGAGAGUUACAAAGAUCCUACAAACCUUCAGGCCAAAAUCCAGAAACAUCAAGCUUUUGAAGCUGAAGUUGCCGCUCAUAGCAAUGCUAUAGUGGUUCUGGAUAAUACUGGUUUAGAGAUGAUUAAUCAAGGACAUUUUGCUUCCGAAACUAUCAAACAUCGUCUCGACGAAUUACAUCGUCUGUGGAAAUUAUUAUUAACUCGCCUGGCCGACAAAGGUUUGAAAUUACAACAGGCUCUCGUGCUCGUUCAGUUUUUGCGACAAUGCGACGAAGUAAUGUUUUGGAUUAACGAUAAGGAAGCUUUUGUUGUUACGGAUGAAUUUGGAUUGGAUUUAGAACAUGUUGAAGUAUUGCAACGUAAAUUUGAUGAAUUUCAAAAGGAUAUGGCUAGCCAGGAAUUCAGAGUUACUGAAGUUAAUGAACAAGCAGAUAAAUUGAUAAAUGAGGAUCAUCCUGAAAAAGAAACUAUUCUAAAACGAAAAGAGGAAUUAAAUGAUGCAUGGCAAAGACUUAAAGCCUUAACACUAUUAAGACAAGAAAAAUUAUUUGGUGCACAUGAAAUCCAGAGAUUUAAUAGAGAUGCAGACGAAACAAUUGCAUGGAUCACUGAAAAAGAUGUUGUUCUUUCAUCAGAUGAUUAUGGAAGAGACCUGGUCAGUGUUCAGACUUUGCAGCGUAAGCACGAAGGCAUUGAGAGAGAUUUAGCUGCUUUAGAAGAUAAAGUUAUGACUCUAGGUCAAGAAGCCGAUAGACUUUGUAAUCUUCACGAAGAUCAUGCCGAACAAAUUCAAAAUAAACAUGCAGAAAUUGUUUCAAAUUGGGAAAUGUUAAAAACCAAGGCCCAAGAACGUCGUCAUCGUCUUGAUGAAUCCUAUUUGCUUCAUAGAUUCUUGGCCGACUUCCGAGAUUUGGUAUCGUGGAUUCAUGACAUGAAAACAAUUAUAUCUGCAGAUGAAUUAGCCAAAGAUGUUGCAGGAGCAGAAGCCUUACUAGAACGUCAUCAGGAACAUAAAGGUGAAAUCGAUGCUAGAGAAGAUAGUUUCAGAGCCACUACUGAUGCUGGACAAAUGCUAUUAGAUGAAGAUCAUUAUGCAACAACUGAAGUUAAAGAAAAGUUAUUAAUAUUGAACAACGAGAAACAAUCUUUACUGUCCAUGUGGGAGGAACGUCGUAUUCUGUACGAGCAGUGUAUGGAUUUACAACUUUUCUAUCGUGAUACUGAACAAGCUGAUACUUGGAUGGCAAAACAAGAGGCUUUCCUUGCUAAUGAAGAUCUUGGAGAUUCUUUGGAUUCAGUUGAAGCAUUAAUUAAAAAACAUGAAGAUUUUGAAAAAUCAUUAGCUGCACAAGAAGAAAAAAUCAAGGCAUUGGAUGAAUUCGCUACAAAAUUAAUUGAAGGUCAGCAUUAUGCAGCUGACGAUGUUGCACAAAGAAGAGCUACGCUGUUAGAAAGAAGAACUGCUUUGUUAGAAAAGUCUGCAGUUCGUCAUGCUAUGUUAGAAGAUUCCUAUCGUUUGCAACAAUUUGAAAGAGACUGCGAUGAAACAAAAGGUUGGAUCAGUGAGAAACUAAAAACAGCAACAGAUGAAAGUUAUUUGGAUCCCACUAAUCUUAAUGGGAAAGUCCAAAAACAUCAAAAUUUUGAACAAGAACUGAAUGCAAACAAAAGUCGUAUUGAUGAAAUUACUAGCACAGGGCAAGAACUAAUAGAUGCUAAUCAUUAUGCUUCAGAAAGAAUAAAUCAUCGUAUGGUUGAAAUAGUUGAACUGUGGCAAUCAUUAGUAGAAGCAACAGAAAGAAAAGGAUCAAAGUUAUCAGAAGCUUCGGCACAACAACAAUUUAACCGUGGAGUGGAAGAUAUUGAAAUUUGGCUUUCUGAAAUUGAAGGACAACUGUUGUCAGAAGACUAUGGAAAAGAUCUUACAAGUGUCCAGAAUCUAAUAAAGAAGCAGACUCUUCUAGAAGCAGAUGUUGCAUCACAUCAGGAUCGUAUUGAUGGAGCCGUUAUUCAAGCCAACAAAUUUGUCGAACAUGAAGGUCAUUUUGCUGCAGAUGAAAUUCAUAAGAGAGUUCAGGGCUUAAAUGAUAAGUGGCAACAAUUAAAGGAUAAAGCUUUACAAAGAAAACAAGAUUUAGAAGAUUCUCUUCAAGCACAUCAGUAUUUUGCUGAUGCCAAUGAGGCUGAAUCAUGGAUGAAAGAAAAGGAACCUAUUGUUGGUAGUCAAGAUUAUGGUAAAGAUGAAGAUUCUGCUGAAGCUUUAUUAAAGAAACAUGAAGCGUUAAUGGCCGAUCUUGAAGCCUUUGGUAAUACUAUUCGUAGUUUACGUGAUCAAGCUCAGUCAUGCAGGCAACAAGAAGCUCCAGUAAUUGAUCAUGCAGGUAAAGAAUUUGUUAUGGCUCUGUAUGAUUACACCGAAACCAGUCCACGAGAAGUAUCCAUGAAGAAAGGUGACGUUUUGAGUCUCCUUAAUAGCAAUAACAAAGAUUGGUGGAAAGUAGAAGUAAAUGACCGCCAGGGAUUUGUUCCGGCUGCUUAUGUAAAGAAAAUUGAAGCUGGUCUUUCUGCCAGUCAACAACAUCUUGCUGAUACAAACAGUAUAUCUGCUCGACAAGCUCAGAUUGAAGCACAGUAUGAAAAUCUUCUUGCACUUGGAGGCGAAAGACGUAACAAAUUGGAAGAAUCUUGUAAAGCUUAUCAACUCGUUCGCGAAGCUGCUGAAUUAACACAAUGGGUUAAAGAUAAGGAACAAAUAGCUGAAGUUCAAGAAGUUGGAGAAGACUUGGAACAAGUUGAAGUUAUGCAGAAAAAGUUUGAUGAUUUUAUGGCUGAUUUGAAAACAAAUGAAGUGAGACUUGCUGAAAUGAAUGAAAUUGCUACUCAAGUUAUGAGUCUUGGACAAACUGAAGCUGCUAUUAAAAUUCAGACUCAAAUUGAAGAUUUAAAUAGCAGAUGGAAACAACUUGAACAAGUAACUACCGAAAGAGCAACUCAGCUAGGUUCCGCACACGAAGUGCAGCGAUUCCAUCGUGACGUUGAUGAAACAAAGGAUUGGAUUCAAGAAAAGGAUGAAGCAUUAAAUACCGAAGAUUAUGGUCAAGAUUUGAGAAGUGUACAGACACUUCAACGAAAACAUGAAGGUCUGGAACGUGAUUUAGCUGCUUUGGGAGACAGAAUUCGUCAAUUAGAUGAUACUGCUAGUCGACUGAUGCAAACUCACCCAGAAGCUGCCGAAACAAUAUACACAAAACAAAGUGAAAUCAAUGAAGAAUGGACUCAACUGACUGCUAAAGCUAAUGCACGCAAGGAGAAAUUACUAGACUCUUACGAUUUACAGAGAUUUUUGGCAGAUUAUAGAGAUUUGAUGUCAUGGAUUAAUACUAUGAUGAGUCUAGUUUCUUCUGAUGAACUUGCAACUGAUGUUACUGGUGCAGAAGCUUUAUUAGAAAGACAUCAAGUAUUUAUUUUUCAUAAUUAUUUCAAUAUAAUGCUUGAUAUUUUUAAUGCAGAUGUUUUAUUUAGUUCAUUAUUUAUGUGAAUUUAUUAGGAACAUCGCACAGAAAUAGAUGCUAGGUCUGCCACGUUUCAGUCGUUUGAUUUAUUUGGCCAACAGUUAUUGAGAAGUGGACAUUAUGCAAUUGUUGAAGUUCAGGAGAAAUUAGAAAAAAUGAAAGAAGCCCGGGAAGAACUUGAAAAUGCCUGGGUCGCUAGAAGAAUGAAAUUAGACCAGUGUUUGGAACUGCAACUGUUCUAUCGAGACUGUGAACAGGCCGAAAAUUGGAUGGCCAGCCGAGAAGCUUUCUUGAGUUCCGACGACAUGGGUGGCGAUAAUGUCGAAGCUCUGAUUAAAAAGCAUGAAGAUUUUGAUAAAGCAAUCAAUGCACAAGAAGAAAAAAUUGCUUCUCUUACUGCUUUAGCUGAUCAGUUAAUUGCUUCUGAUCAUUAUGCUUAUGAUGCAAUUAAAGACAAAAAAGAGCAAGUGUUAGAUAGAUGGCGUCACCUAAAAGAGGCUUUGAUUGAAAAGCGUUCCAAGUUAGGGGAAAGUCAAACGCUGCAACAGUUUAGUAGGGAUGCUGAUGAAAUUGAAAAUUGGAUUGCAGAAAAAUUGCAAAUGGCAACAGAUGAAUCUUAUAAAGAUCCAGCUAAUAUACAAAGUAAACAUCAGAAACAUCAAGCCUUCGAAGCAGAAUUGGCAGCAAAUGCAGAAAGAAUCCAGUCAGUAAUUGCAAUGGGAGAAAACUUAAUUGACAAACACCAGUGCGCCGGGUCCGAAGAUGCCGUGCAGACUCGUUUGGCAUCCAUAGCUGACCAAUGGGAAUAUCUGACAAAGAAAACAAAUGAAAAAAGCAUGAAACUGAAGGAAGCAAAUAAGCAAAGGACUUUCAAUGCUGCUGUGAAGGAUAUUGACUUCUGGUUAGGAGAAGUCGAGUCGCUGUUGAAAUCUGAAGAUUCCGGAAAAGAUUUGGCUUCAGUUCAGAAUCUCAUUAAGAAACAUCAACUGGUAGAAGCGGACGUUACCGCCCAUGAGGACCGAAUCAAAGACAUGAAUGGUCUGGCUGACAGUCUGGUCGACUCAGGCCAGUUCGAUACCGCCACCAUUCAAGAGAAACGUAAUUCAAUUAACGAACGCUACGAGCGCGUGAAAACGUUGGCCACAUACAGACGUGCCAGACUCAGCGAAGCAAACACACUCCAUCAAUUUUUCAGAGAUAUAGCCGAUGAAGAGUCAUGGAUCAAGGAAAAGAAAUUGUUGGUCAGUUCCGAUGACUAUGGACGUGAUCUUACCGGCGUGAAGAACCUACGCAAGAAACACAAACGUCUGGAGGCUGAAUUGUUAUCUCACGAACCGGCCAUUCAGGCGGUUCAGGAAGCUGGCCAAAAACUCAUGGCGGAAUCCAAUCUUGGGGUUCCAGAAAUCGAACAAAGAUUGCAAGCACUGGAACAAGCCUGGCAAGAAUUGAAUCAGAUGGCAUCCGAUCGUGGUCAUAAACUGGAAGAAUCCUUGGUUUACCAGAAAUUUCUCGCCAGAGUCGAAGAAGAAGAAGCCUGGAUAUCUGAGAAGCAGCAGCUGCUUUCGGUGGAGGAUUACGGCGAUACCAUGGCCGCAGUACAGGGUCUACUAAAGAAACACGAGGCAUUUGAGGCUGAUUUUGCUGUCCAUCGCGAACGCUGCACCGACAUCACAUCCGAUGGCCAGCAGUUGAUGAAUGAGGGAAACCACCAUUCCGAGAGCAUCAACCAACGUCUGGUUCAGUUGCAGUCUCGUCUAGAAUCCUUGGAAAGCAGUGCCGUGUGCAGAAAGGGAAAACUGAUGGACAAUUCUGCCUAUCUUCAGUUUAUGUGGAAGGCUGAUGUUGUUGAGAGUUGGAUCGCCGACAAGGAGGUACAUGUGAGAUCGGAAGAUUACGGACGGGAUCUGUCGUCUGUGCAGACUCUUCUUACAAAACAAGAAACAUUUGAUGCGGGAUUGGCUGCAUUCGAACAGGAAGGAAUUCAGAGCAUAACUCAGUUGAAAGAUCAAUUGGUGACUGCACAUCAUGAUCAGACUCCUGCUAUUAUUAAAAAACAUGACGACGUAAUGGAGAGAUGGCAUAAUUUGAGAGCUGCUUCUGAAGCACGAAAACAGAGAUUGUUGCAAAUGCAAGAGCAGUUUAAGCAGAUUGAAGAUCUGUUUUUGACCUUUGCAAAGAAGGCCUCUGCUUUCAACAGUUGGUUUGAAAAUGCUGAAGAAGAUCUGACAGACCCUGUCAGAUGUAAUUCUAUUGAAGAAAUAAAGGCACUGAGAGAAGCUCAUGCACAAUUCCAGGCCUCCCUGAGCUCUGCUCAGGCAGAUUUCGAGGCCCUGGCUGCACUAGAUCGUCAGAUCAAGAGUUUCAAUGUGGGUUCGAAUCCUUACACUUGGUUCACAAUGGAAGCUCUCGAAGACACCUGGAGAAACCUUCAGAAAAUCAUUCACGAGAGAGAUAUUGAAUUGACCAAGGAAGCCCAGCGUCAGGAAGAAAACGACCGUCUCCGAAGAGAGUUUGCCAAGCAUGCAAAUGCAUUCCAUCACUGGUUGACAGAGACAAGAAUGUGGCUCCUCGAUGGAUCUUCUAUGAUGGAAGGAACAGGAACAUUGGAAGCUCAGCUGGAAGCCACUAAGCGAAAAGCCGGAGAAGUUAGAGCAAAACGUAGCGAUCUGAAGAAGAUUGAAGAUCUGGGCGCACUCCUAGAAGAACACUUGAUUUUGGACAAUCGGUACACUGAGCAUAGUACCGUAGGACUGGCCCAACAGUGGGAUCAACUGGAUCAGCUCGGCAUGCGUAUGCAACACAACCUCGAACAACAGAUUCAGGCACGAAACCAAAGUGGUGUGUCGGAAGAUGCCCUUAAAGAAUUUAGCAUGAUGUUCAAGCACUUCGACAAGGACAAGUCGGGAAGGCUCAAUCACCAAGAAUUCAAGAGCUGUCUGAGAGCCCUGGGAUACGACCUGCCCAUGGUGGAGGAGGGACAGCCUGAUCCGGAGUUUGAAGCCAUCCUGGACACAGUGGACCCCAACAGGGACGGCUACGUCUCCCUCCAAGAGUACAUGGCCUUCAUGAUCUCGCGCGAGACUGAGAACGUCCGCUCGAGCGAGGAGAUCGAGAACGCCUUCAGGGCCAUUACCUCAGGAGACAGACCCUAUGUCACGGCGGAGGAGCUAUACGCGAACCUGACGAAGGAGAUGGCGGAUUACUGCGUCUCGCGAAUGAAGCCCUACGUGGACCCCAAGACGGGAAGGACCCUUUCGGGUGCCUACGAUUACAUCGACUUCACCCACACCCUCUUCCAGAAUUAAAUCUGUCGAAGAUGCAGCUUUUUAUCGCCGUUUUUAGUUGAUUUUUGUCGUUCUUCGUGGCAGUUUCCAUUAUUAUUAAUUUUUUUUCGCGGUGGCCGGAAAUUCGUUAGUGAGCGCGCUCUUGCGUGUAAUUUUUGGUACUCUUAUACGAGAAUAAAAGUCGUUAUUUUCGUCGUUCAA
This is a messenger RNA of Centruroides sculpturatus (bark scorpion), 7234 nucleotides long. RefSeq names its product spectrin alpha chain-like (gene alpha-Spec). Gene Ontology annotation, biological process: actin cytoskeleton organization. NCBI's taxonomy places the organism in Eukaryota, Metazoa, Arthropoda, Arachnida, Scorpiones, Buthidae. The transcript is spliced from 46 exons. Gene Ontology annotation, cellular component: cell projection; cortical actin cytoskeleton; cell junction. The record is from RefSeq and is a predicted model, not a curated record. Gene Ontology annotation, molecular function: actin filament binding; calcium ion binding.